AUGACUACCUUACAAGCGGACAAGGCCGUCAAAAGCCUUGCAGAAAUUGUGCAAACAGCGCGACACAUUAUUUCUGGCCAUGCCGACAACGACAGCGCCUGCAGCUGUGAUAUCGCAGCAAACUCAGUCCAAAGGGUGUACAACUUCCCUUUCUUUCACCAUCGAGCCCUCGAACUCGUCGAGUCCGCCCUGCGCUCCAGCGGACUCGACCCCCGCGACCUUCGCUUCGAGUACUACCCCGACCUGAACCGCAUCCGACUGAAAAUGCCACCGACCGUUAUUCAUACCGAGCUGAUCAACAGAGUCUCGAAAUCAUUCGAAACUGCUGCGCGGCAAACACUUCCGGAUGUCCGAUACACAGCCGGGUCAAGCGUCCCUAUCAUAUCCGAAGCGGGCCACGAGAGCCAGUUCAUUCCCGAUGGCGGCUGGAACGUGAACGAGUUGGACCAUCGACCACGACUCGUACUUGAAGUAGCCGUCUCACAGACGCGGGACGAAGUUGCCUACAAACUCGAGGAAUACAUCAUCGCGUCCGGGCAUGUGCGCGCCGCUGUCGGGAUCAAGGUUUACUACGAUCCAAGCAACCCAAGAAAGUACGAGGACAUCCUCAGACAUCUCGACCAGUGUUUCGUCGGCCUCUAG
This is a messenger RNA of Colletotrichum higginsianum IMI 349063, 642 nucleotides long. RefSeq lists its product as uncharacterized. The coding region runs from base 1 to 642 and encodes 213 amino acids. The transcript has a single exon. The record is from RefSeq and is a predicted model, not a curated record. Lineage: Eukaryota; Fungi; Ascomycota; Sordariomycetes; Glomerellales; Glomerellaceae.